Mesorhabditis belari is the source of this 573-nucleotide messenger RNA. The record is from the annotation of a GenBank genome assembly. Lineage: Eukaryota; Metazoa; Nematoda; Chromadorea; Rhabditida; Rhabditidae.
AUGAUGCUCGUUUCCGCUCAAAUCACCGUCAUCAUUGUCGCCCUUUUUGGUUCUGUCGGUUCUCAAUGUACGGACGGUUCCGGAAAAUGCUCUGCAUGGAAUGGAAACGGAUUUUGCAGCUCAAGCUACUAUUCGACCGCGAAGAAAGUUGAAUAUUGUGCCGCAACGUGCGGUCUGUGCAGUCUUGUCAGCAGUACCGUAGCCACAACCACUACGAAUUGCUCGACCGAUGCGUAUCCUACUUUGUGCGCUAAAUGGGUGGCAAGCGGCUUUUGCACCAAUUCUUUCUACACAACAGCUCAACGAGCUCAAUUUUGCUGUGCUUCGUGCGGAAUUUCCUCGUCAACGACCUGCUCUGACACGAACGUAAACUGUGCCCAAUGGGUGGCCGAUGGUUUCUGCACAAACACCGCCUACAACUCUACGACUCGUGCUCUACACUGCGCGUCAUCAUGCAACUUGUGCAGCACAUCGACAGGAUCAACGACAACAACGACAACGAGUACAACCACCACUACAACAACUACCACCACCACCACCACCACCACAACAACAACAACAACCCCAGCCCCC